Molecule: messenger RNA, 1311 nt
Organism: Magnolia sinica
Lineage: Eukaryota; Viridiplantae; Streptophyta; Magnoliopsida; Magnoliales; Magnoliaceae
Product: rhomboid-like protein 20
Exons: 8
Coding region: 116-1003 (295 amino acids)
Cellular component (GO): membrane
Molecular function (GO): protein binding; serine-type endopeptidase activity
Source: RefSeq, a predicted model, not a curated record
AAUCUCUCUCUGUCUCUCUCUCUCUCUGUUUUUCACGAGAAGGUCGUCCUCUCUCCAUCUCUCUCUCUCUCUGUUUUUUUUUUCAGGAGAAGGUCGUCGUCCCUUCAUCUCGAAGAUGAACGGCGGCCCAUCUGGUUUCCACAAUGCUCCUGUCACAAGAACCUUCGUUAUCGGAUCGGCCCUCCUUACGAUCUUCGUUGGAAUUCGAGGCCGUCCAGCAUUCCUCGAAUUGUCUUACCAGGAUAUUUUCAGAAAGCUUCAGCUUUGGAAGCUAAUCACAUCUACAUUUGCCUUUUCGUCUACACCAGAGCUGAUUUUUGGACUGUAUCUUCUCUAUUACUUCAGGGUGUUUGAGAGACAGAUAGGCUCCAACAAAUACUCAGUUUUCAUCCUGUUUUCCUUGAUAGUGACAUCACUGUUUGAAUUCCUUGCUUUGGCGCUACUUAAAGAUCCCACCCUAAGCAUACUAGCAUCAGGACCCUAUGGUCUUAUCUUUUCUUCCUUUGUACCCUUCUACUUUGACAUUCCGGUCACGACAAGGUUCCGUAUAUUUGGUUUUCGCUUCUCAGACAAGUCGUUUAUAUAUUUAGCUGGUCUUCAGCUUCUUUUGUCAUCUUGGAAAAGAUCUCUCUUGCCAGGCAUAUGCGGUCUUGUAGCUGGCACUUUAUAUCGCCUUAAUGUGUUGCGGAUCCGCAGGCUAAAGUUCCCACAAUUCGUAACAUCAGUUUUUUCACGGUUAUCAUGGCCAUCUUCGGGAAGCUCAUCCUCUACAAGAUCAAGCGGGAACAUUAUAGGAAGUGUACCUUCUUUCGCAGGCCGCCAACCAGAGUGGAAUUAUCCGACGUCUGUUCCACGGGCUUCAACAGCAGAGCCACCUGAGGAUUCUGUUUCUACAUUGGUUUCAAUGGGCUUUGACAGAAACUUGGCAAGACAGGCACUGGUACAGGCUAGAAAUGACGUUAACAUGGCCACCAACAUACUCCUUGAAAUGCAGUUGCGGUGAAUCCAAAGACCCACCAUUUCUUUUUCUAGGAAACAGAAGUGGGUUGGGGACCUGAUGUGCAUUGAGAAGAUGGGCACAAUGCUUGCCCCACUUCAGCAAAUGGAAGUGGGGUCCACUGCCUGGACUCUGUUCCUUCCUCUUCCCCUAAUGAAGAAGGCCACUGCAGGUAUGUGAUAUUAAGAUAGUUCUACAUUGUUAGGAUAGUUAGGAGCCUGUAAAUUUCCUCUUUCAGUGUAGCAGAUGGAUAUCAAAUGAAUGUAAGAAACAGAAGAAGAAAAAGCUUGCAAAAUCUUCUUUCCGAGACUUCA